UAAACUGGAAGAAGAAAGUUAUAACAAUGUACACAUAAGUAAUAUACGUGUCCAAGGUACGCCCUCACAAAUGUGGGCCAGCACAAUGACUGAAGAACCCAGUAUUUGGAAGAAUUUUUAGUGCAAUGUUUGUGGCUGUUACGUUGAGAAACUACCAGUGAUGGAGGUCAAUGAAAACAAAGUGUCAAAGUCGUUCACCAAUUUCGAAAAGGCGCUCGAAUUUCACAAUUUACUUAAAAAUGUUAAAUGUCGUCGUCAGUCAUGCCCUGGAUCGUGUGAGCUGCUAAAUGUACCAAAUUUCCAUUUGUUCAUUGAAUUUAAAAAGGCACGAAAGUGCUCUUUUCAUCAAUUACCAACAACAAUUGCGAUUGAAUGUACAUUCAGAUUAGCAGGGGUAAUAACUCGGGAGAACAAUAGAUAUGUUGUCUAUUGUUUACUAGACGGACAAUGGUCGUUGUAUGAUAACAACUGCACCGUGAUCCAGACACCGUCCACCGUAGACAUUGGACUACUUUGUAUGAUAUACAUACUCGAGUCAUAACGUGGCAGAUCGCAAUUGUUCGAAAAUCGCAAUACCAGUCCUCAGAGGUCCAGUCGACCCCUUUGCCAAUGUCUGGUUACUACCGACUUCAUCGGUAACAGGUAACUUUAUGCAACCAAGAAUAUUUUUCCGUGUUCGAAAAUGACUAUUCUCAUUGGCAAGAGAAAUAUGUAUCUGGCAAAUCCUCCAUGAUGUUCACCGUUUUCUCAGUUCGUUAUGA
Messenger RNA from Diachasmimorpha longicaudata, 761 nucleotides. RefSeq lists its product as uncharacterized. The record is from RefSeq and is a predicted model, not a curated record. Bases 161 to 541 code for a protein of 126 amino acids. NCBI's taxonomy places the organism in Eukaryota, Metazoa, Arthropoda, Insecta, Hymenoptera, Braconidae. The transcript has 2 exons.